Molecule: messenger RNA, 1341 nt
Organism: Cynara cardunculus var. scolymus (artichoke)
Lineage: Eukaryota; Viridiplantae; Streptophyta; Magnoliopsida; Asterales; Asteraceae
Product: glyceraldehyde-3-phosphate dehydrogenase, cytosolic-like
Exons: 11
Coding region: 235-1239 (334 amino acids)
Biological process (GO): glucose metabolic process
Molecular function (GO): NAD binding; NADP binding; oxidoreductase activity, acting on the aldehyde or oxo group of donors, NAD or NADP as acceptor
Source: RefSeq, a predicted model, not a curated record
CCGAUCUCCGGCGAGCGCGCCGGAGCAAUCUGCAUGUGGAGCGAAGCGCACGGUCAACACUCGAUUCAAAACUAUCGACAUGUCCGCCUUUCACUGCCACCAUUAACAACCGUUGAAGGCUCUCCAUAUAUAUAUACAUCUGCAUUCAUUAGACCUAGUUUGUAAAUUGUAAUCCACUAUCUCCUCCAUCUACAUUUCUUCCCUAACCUCUCUGCAGUUUCUACAUCAGUAAACAUGGUUAAAAUUGGAAUCAACGGAUUUGGAAGAAUCGGCCGAUUGGUGGCGAGAGCUGCUCUACAGACCGAUGAUAUUGAACUUGUCGCCGUUAAUGAUCCUUUUAUUACUACCGAUUACAUGAUCUACAUGUUCAAAUACGAUAGUGUUCAUGGCCAAUGGAAAAAACAUGAUAUCAAAGUCAAGGAUUCGAACACUCUUCUCUUUGGCGAUAAGCCUGUUAGAGUUUUUGGCAUGAAAAACCCAGAGGAGAUCCCAUGGGGUGAGGCUGGAGCUGAAUUUGUUGUGGAGUCCACUGGAGUUUUUACCGAUAAGGACAAGGCUGCUGCCCAUUUGAAGGGAGGUGCAAAGAAGGUUGUCAUCUCUGCUCCAAGUGCAAAUGCUCCCAUGUUUGUCAUGGGUGUUAAUGAGAAGGAGUACAAAUCUGAUAUCACCAUUGUCUCUAAUGCUAGCUGCACGACUAAUUGUCUUGCUCCACUCGCAAAGGUUAUUCAUGACAAAUUUGGUAUUGUUGAAGGACUUAUGACCACUGUCCACUCCAUCACGGCAACCCAGAAGACUGUUGAUGGUCCAUCAAUGAAGGACUGGAGAGGUGGAAGAGCUGCUUCUUUCAACAUUAUUCCCAGCAGCACUGGAGCUGCCAAGGCUGUUGGAAAGGUUCUGCCUGCACUUAAUGGCAAACUUACAGGGAUGGCUUUCCGUGUUCCUACCGUUGACGUCUCGGUGGUUGACCUUACUGCCAGGCUUGAGAAGGGUGCGUCCUAUGAUGACAUCAAGGCUGCUAUCAAGGCCGAGUCGCAGGGAAGUUUGAAGGGAAUCCUAGGUUACACCGAGGAUGAUGUUGUGUCAACGGACUUUGUGGGUGACUGCAGAUCUAGCAUAUUCGAUGCCAAGGCUGGUAUCGCUCUGAACAACAACUUUGUGAAGCUUGUUUCUUGGUAUGACAACGAAUGGGGAUAUAGUAACCGUGUGGUUGAUUUGAUCCGUCAUAUGUCCAAGUCUUGAGCAGUUGAUGACAUGUUGGAUGCAAGGAUGAUUCAGCUCUCCAUCGUUGUUGAGGUGUUUUAGGAAUAAUCUGAGCUAUUCUAGUUUCGGCUUUUUUACGUC